AUGAAGUUUUACAUAUCUGCUGCGGGGAUAAAGAAAGUCACCAUAACGAGUCCCGGCGGAGUAAUCGGUAAAGGAGGAUGCGCGGCGGCACGGAGGUUUCCUGGCCGCACGUUGAUACUGUUGCUGCUGGUGCUCGCGAUCGUCUUGCCUUUUGUAUUCGUGAGGUUCGCGUUUCUUGUGCUCGAAUCUGCCUCCGUUUGUGAUUCUCCUCUUGAUUGCAUGGGGCUGAGACUUUUCCGUGGGGGUGACACAUCGCUCAAAAUUAGGGAAGAGUUGACACGGGCGCUAGUGGAAGAGACAAGUCAGGACGGUAAUGGAAGAGGACAUAAGGGCUCAUUGGAGUCAUUUGAUGAACUUGUCAAGGAGAUGACGUUAAAACGCCGUGAUAUAAAGACGUUUGCUUCCGUGACUAAGAAGAUGCUGUUACAGAUGGAACGUAAACUCCAAUCAGCAAAACAUCAUGAGUUAGUGUACUGGCAUUUAGCUUCCCACGGUGUUCCCAAAUGCCUCCACUGCCUUUCCCUCAGGUUAACAGAAGAGUACUCUGUAAACGCAAUGGCUCGAACCCGUCUGCCUCCACCUGAAUCCGUUUCUCGUCUAACCGAUCCAUCUUUUCACCAUGUUGUCAUCUUGACAGACAAUGUUCUGGCUGCUUCCGUCGUCAUAUCUUCCUCUGUACAAAACGCUGUGAAUCCAGACAAGUUUGUAUUUCAUAUUGUCACCGAUAAGAAAACAUAUACCCCUAUGCACGCUUGGUUUGCUAUCAACUCUGCUUCAUCACCGGUUGUUGAAGUAAAAGGUCUUCAUCAGUAUGAUUGGCCUCAAGAAGUGAAUGUUAGAGUUAAAGAGAUGCUUGAUAUUCACCGCAUGAUUUGGAGACGUCAUUAUCAGAAUCUGAAAGAUUCUGAUUAUAGUUUCUUGGAGGGUACUCAUGAGCAGUCCUUGCAAGCUCUAAACCCUAGCUGCCUCGCUCUUUUAAACCAUCUUCGUAUCUACAUUCCAAAGCUUUUUCCAGAACUAGACAAGAUAGUGUUGUUGGAUGAUGAUGUUGUGGUACAGCGUGACAUUUCGUCUUUAUGGGAAACUGAUCUCAACGGUAAAGUAGUUGGUGCAGUUGUUGAUUCGUGGUGCGGAAGUAACUGUUGCCCUGGAAGAAAAUAUAAAGACUAUUUCAACUUCUCACAUCCUCUCAUCUCAUCAAACUUACUUCAAGAUGACUGUGCUUGGCUUUCUGGUAUGAAUGUUUUUGAUCUCAAAGCAUGGAGACUAACCAAUAUCACAGAAGCUUACUCCACAUGGUUAAGACUAAGUGUUAGUUCCGGGCUACAACUAUGGCAACCAGGAGCAUUACCACCAACUCUACUUGCUUUCAAAGGACUCACACAGCCUCUGGACCCAUCAUGGCACGUAGCAGGACUAGGAUCUCGAUCUGUUGAUUCCCCUGAAGAGAUUCUGAAAUCUGCUGCGGUUUUACAUUUCAGCGGUCCAGCAAAACCGUGGCUAGAGAUUAGUAACCCUGAGAUACGAUCUUACUGGUAUAGAUACGUAAAUUCAUCAAACAUCUUCGUUAGGAAAUGUAAAAUCAUGAACUGA
Messenger RNA from Eruca vesicaria subsp. sativa (arugula), 1593 nucleotides. NCBI's taxonomy places the organism in Eukaryota, Viridiplantae, Streptophyta, Magnoliopsida, Brassicales, Brassicaceae. The record is from the annotation of a GenBank genome assembly.